Messenger RNA from Coffea eugenioides, 820 nucleotides. RefSeq names its product histone H2A.1. Gene Ontology annotation, molecular function: protein heterodimerization activity; DNA binding; structural constituent of chromatin. NCBI's taxonomy places the organism in Eukaryota, Viridiplantae, Streptophyta, Magnoliopsida, Gentianales, Rubiaceae. The transcript is spliced from 2 exons. The coding region runs from base 64 to 501 and encodes 145 amino acids. Gene Ontology annotation, cellular component: nucleosome. The record is from RefSeq and is a predicted model, not a curated record.
UUCAAAAAAAAAAAAAAUCGCUGGAAAAUUUCCAUUUGAAAAAAAAAAUUUCCUGAAGAAGAAAUGGACGCAACAAAGCCAACCAAGGGCGCCGGUGGAAGAAAGGGUGGCGAGAGGAAGAAGGCGGUUACAAAAUCCGUCAAAGCAGGGCUCCAGUUUCCAGUGGGUCGCAUCGCCCGAUUUCUGAAAAAAGGUCGUUAUGCUCAGCGCACCGGUAUCGGCGCUCCCAUCUACAUGGCCGCCGUUCUCGAGUACCUCGCCGCUGAGGUGUUGGAAUUGGCUGGGAAUGCGGCUAGGGAUAACAAGAAGAACAGGAUAAACCCUAGGCACGUGCUGUUGGCGGUGAGGAACGACGAAGAAUUGGGGAAAUUGCUGCAAGGGGUGACGAUUGCGAGCGGUGGAGUUUUGCCGAAUAUAAAUCCGGUUCUGUUGCCGAAGAAGACCGCUGCUUCGGAGGAGAAGGCGGCGACUAAGCAGUCCAAGUCUCCAAAGAAAGCUUAGAUUUGGGUUCUGAGCAGUAGAAUAAAUAGCAAAAAAAAAAAAGGAAUAUGGGUUUUUAGCUAUUUUAGGUAGUUUUGUUUAGUAAGUGGAGAAAGGUUCUGUUUUUGUUUUUGGGACUGAAAAUGAAAUGAAAGUGGACCGGGGGGGAUCAUUGUACUUAUUAUUGUGGUUCUUUUUGUUCAGACUUGUUACAACACAAGUCAAGUCAUAUUACCAGUUCAUGUACUUCUGGUUUCCUCUCUUUCUGUAUUACCAGUUCAUGUACUUGUACUUCUGGUUUCCUCUCUUUCUGUAUCAAAAGAUAGAGAUUAGCAACUGA